This is a messenger RNA of Durio zibethinus, 1682 nucleotides long. Its product is annotated as Pentatricopeptide repeat (PPR-like) superfamily protein. The record is from RefSeq and is a predicted model, not a curated record. Gene Ontology annotation, biological process: RNA modification. Lineage: Eukaryota; Viridiplantae; Streptophyta; Magnoliopsida; Malvales; Malvaceae. Gene Ontology annotation, molecular function: RNA binding; protein binding.
AUGCUACAGUGUUUUUGCUCCCUACAACCCACUCCAGCCUCCAUAACCAAAUUUAUAUCAGAUCAACCACACCUCUCUCUACUAGAAAACAACUGCACCACCAUGAAAGACCUCAAAAAACUUCAUGCCCAACUUAUCAAAACUGGUCUUGUCAAUGACAUCAUAGCAGCUAGCCGUGUCCUGGCCUUCUCUUCAUCUCCAGCAGGUGACAUUAACUAUGCUUACUUGGUCUUUUCUCGAAUAAAAAAUCCAAAUCUCUUCACUUGGAAUACUAUCAUUAGAGGCUUCUCCCAAAGCUCUAAUCCAGAAAUUGCAAUCUCUCUUCUCAUUUACAUGUUAGUAGAUUCCUCUGUACAACCAGGAAGGCUAACUUAUCCUUCAGUGUUUAAGGCCUAUGCUCAACUUGGUCUAGCCUGUGAUGGGAAACAGCUUCAUGGGAGAGUUAUAAAACUGGGCCUUGACUGUGAUUUAUUUAUACGAAACACUAUCAUUUACAUGUAUGCAAAUUGUAGCCUUCUGAGUGAAGCUUGGCGAAUGUUUGAUGAAGAAUUGGAACUUGACAUUGUUGCGUGGAAUUCCAUGGUUUUAGGGCUUGCAAAAUGUGGAGAGAUUGAUGAGUCUAGGAGACUGUUUAAUAAAAUGGUGUCGAGAAAUACUGUUUCAUGGAAUACUAUGAUUAGUGGUUAUGUUAGGAAUGGUAAGUUUUUGGAAGCAUUGGAGCUUUUUCAAGAAAUGCAAGAGGAUGAUGUUCGGCCUAGUGAAUUUACAAUGGUCAGCUUGCUGAAUGCUUGUGCUUGCUUGGGAGCAAUUACACAAGGAAAAUGGAUUCAUGAUUAUGUACUAAAUCAUAAUUUUGAGUUGAAUGGCUUUGUUGUUACUGCAAUUAUAGACAUGUAUUGCAAGUGUGGCAAUGUUGAAGAGGCUCUAAAAGUUUUUAGAACAUCUCCCAAGGAAAGGUUAUCAUGUUGGAACGCCAUGAUCUUAGGCCUAGCUACCAAUGGAUGUGAAGAAGAAGCAAUUCAAUUGUUUUCUAAGCUAGAGUCUUUGAGUCUCAAACCAGACAACGUCAGUUUCAUUGGUGUCCUAAUGGCUUGUAAUCAUGCGGGGAUGGUGGAUAAAGCAAAAGAUUAUUUCUCAUUGAUGGCAGAAAAAUACCAAAUCAAACCAACCAUUAAGCACUAUAGUUGCAUGGUUGAUGUGCUAGGUAAUGCUGGACUCCUUGAAGAGGCAGAACAGCUAAUAAGAAGUAUGCCCAUUAAAGAAGAUGCCAUUAUAUGGGGGUCUUUGCUCUCUGCAUGCAGGAAGCAUGGAAAUGUUGAGAUGGCAAAAAGGGCAGCAAAGCAUGUUAUUGAACUUGAUCCAGCUGAAAGCUCUGGAUAUGUACUUAUGUCUAAUGUUUAUGCCGCAACUAGGCAAUUUGAGGAAGCAAUCAAGCAAAGGCUUUCAAUGAAAGAGAAACAAUUAGAGAAAGAACCAGGGUGUAGUCUGAUUGAAGUAAAUGGUGAAGUCCAUGAGUUUGUUUCUGGUGGAAGGCUGCACCCUCAAGCAAAGGAGAUAUACUCUGUAUUGAAUGACUUGAAACUCAUGUUACAGUAGAAUGAAUGAGAUUGAAACUUAGGAUUAUUAAGUCAUACCUUGUUGGCAGCCUUUUUAUGGAUUACAAAUUGUUGAUUCCUAUCAGA